AUGAAUCCAUCGGAAUUCCGAAAGAAUCUUAGAUUGAGAUUUUGGAUCUCAUCUCAGUUUCCUGCCACCGUUAGCGAGGCUCCGAUCCUUCCGAUGAACGAUCUCCUAAUGAUUUCAAUUGGAGAGGCCAUGGUGCAGUCACCCACUGAUGUGAAGAAUCAGAAUUUUGUCGCCAUGGCUGAAAAUAUGGUAACACAGGAACACGAUGAACUCACUGAAGCUCUCAACAAUCUAUUUACUAAUGUUUCCACCAUGAUUAAAGGAGAUCUUCAAGUUUCAUUACAACUGUUAGCAAUUGUAAUUGAUUCUGUUUUUUUAUCGUUGAGGUUUUCAUUAAUCAUAUGUCUCCAUUCAAAUUAA
This is a messenger RNA of Lactuca saligna, 360 nucleotides long. NCBI's taxonomy places the organism in Eukaryota, Viridiplantae, Streptophyta, Magnoliopsida, Asterales, Asteraceae. The record is from the annotation of a GenBank genome assembly.